CUCAUGGACUCACAGUUUAGUAGAGCAGACAGAUGUUACACAAGUAAAUAGAUAUGUCACAUUGUGAUAAAUGACAAAAACAGUGCUAUGAGAAAAUGUGGCCAGGAUUUAAGGGCAGAAAAUAAACUUUCAGACUAUGAGAAUCAGGGGUAAGAGACACAUGUUAUGCUGAGACAUAGAGAAUGAGUAUGGAUCUGUUCUUGCUGCUCAAGUAGAGGCAUCAGGAAAAACCUUGGCUAGUUACAGCUGAAAGGCCAGUGUGGCAAGAUAGUGGUGAACUCCGGAGGGGAGUGGGUAAGGUUGGAGAAGAUAGCCAAGACCACGCAGCACCUGACUAACCUUACUGGAGAUUUUGGUUUGAAUUCCGAAUACUGUGGGAAACCAGUGAAAGGUUUUUACAUAUUUGAAAAAUCACUCUAGAAUAAUAUGGAGAAAGAUUAGAAAAGAGGCAAGAGCAGAAAUGGGGAAGUCUUUCCCCAUGGUAGAAGUCUCUUGCUCAGGUUUUAGGGAAAGGUCAUUGUGGGUUGGCCUUCAGCAGUACUAACGGAAAUAAACAUGGACAGAGUUGAUACUAGUUUCAGAGAAAGAAUAGAAUUUGGAAAUGUGAUUGGAAGAGCGGUUGGGGCUUUGGAAAAGAUGACAUUCAGUUUCCUGGCUUGAGUAACUGAGUAGGUAGGUGUGCCAUUUAUUGAGAUGGAAAGGACUGGAGGAGGAGCAUAUUUGUUGGGGAAGUUCAAGAGUUCAGGGCAGUUCAGAGGUGGUAAUCCUUAAAGUAGGUCAAACAAGAAACUGUUGUGAAAAGGUAAAUAUCAGAUAGAGAAGAGUAAUAGAAAUAGUAAGUGUUCUAAGAGUUGAGCAGCAGGAAAGAUCAACAGUUAUUAGGGAGAUUAGACUUCUCUAAUCUUGGAAGAUUUGGGACAUGAACUUUCCUGUGAGGAUUGGGUGAUACUUGCAUUAGUGCAGGAAAAACAUUCCAGGUUGAAAAACCAUGUGAACAGAAAUCCUGAAGCAGAUAGCAUUGUGUGAGUUAAGUCAUAAGAACAGAACGGACUAGGUUGAAUCAGGAAAUGGGGGAGCAAUAACAGUUGGGAAGGGUCCAGAUUUGUUAGGGAGGGGUACCUAGAAGUGUGAUUGUCAAGCUGCGGUUGGUAACAGGUGGAAAUUUGAAUGGUUAAUCUGAUGUUUAUGUGUUGAAUGAAUUGAAAUCUGGAAGAUUGGUUUUUGGUUUGGUUUGGUUUGGUUUGUUUUGUUUUGUUUUGGAAACUUGUUGAUACCAAGCAAAAGGGUUUGGAUUAAACUUUGAAUCCAGUAGGAAUGAAAAAGAAAAGUGAACAGGAUUCAAGUGACUUAAUGGGGAAAGGAAAGGAAGAAUUGUUAACUUUCAAGAACUUAAACCUUGGUAACUAGGAAGAUGAUUUUUGGCAGAAGUGAAAAAGUCGGGAAUGGGAUUAAGAAGUGGGUUGAGUAACAAGUUUAAAGAGUGGGGUGGAAUGUCUCAUGAAAAGUAUUGUAUGAGAGCAGCCCAAACUUAUCUGUGACUUCAAACACUGUUCAAAAAAAAAAAAAAAAGGAACCUGGUUCUGCCCUGAACUCAGAUUGAGAGAGACCACUACUCAAUAACUAUGUUGAGAAGACAGAGAAGCUGAGUGUUCUUAUACUUUACUGUGUGUGUCAUAUUGUACUUUUUCUUUUUUUCCCUUAAUUUGAUUAUCCUGCUCGAUAUUUUAAGUGAGGUUUUCUGUACUUCAGGAACAACUACUUGGACCACUGUUACUUUGUAUGAGAUUGUGCAUUUGCUCCUUUUUUAUUUCAUGAGUCUUGCCCCUUACUAUGUCCCUCCAACUUUCCCCCCUUUUAAAAUCUUUUUCAAACAUGUCUGGUGGGAAAAAAACAGGUUCUAGGGGAAAGAUGCUUCCACUUUGAAAACCUGUGGAGAUUAAGAUGAUAGCGUGGCAUGUGUAAAGAAUACCGAAUUACUCCCUGACAAAUACUGUGACCCCAGUCAAAAUCUUUGGCUUUGGGUCAUACAUUCUUCUUUUGAUGUCCUAAUCUUUUGGGAUCCUGAAGCCUACUAGUCUUUAUUUGCUGACCAGAUGGGUGACUCUCUUUAAAAUUUUAGUCAUGUUCUCACUGUUUGGCUGCCGUGUUUUAGAGAAAAAUGCUUGGAGAGGGUGGGGACUUCCUCCAAUAAAGAGCUGAAGGGUUGGCUACCUUCAAUUUCUUUGUCUUAGCUCCUCCUUGCUACCUCCCACAGAGAUCCAUAUGGCUUUGGAGAUGGUCGAGAUACAAGACGUGAUAGAUCCCCAAUCCGAGGAAGUCCAAGGAGAGAGCCCAGGGAUGGCAGAAAUGGCCGUGAUGCCCGUGAUAGCAGAGCCAUGCGAGACCCCCGAGACUUGCGGGACCACAGAUAUGAGAGACUCCCGAGAGCCCAUGUACAGGAGAGAAAGCUCUUAUGACCGAUACCUGCGAAUGGAUGACUAUUGCAGGAGGAAGGACGAUGCUUAUUUUGACCGCUAUAGAGAUAGCUUUGAUGGACGAGGCCCUCCAGGCCCAGAAAGUCAGUCUCGUGCAAAAGAGCGUUUGAAACGUGAGGAACGGCGUAGAGAAGAACUUUAUCGUCAAUAUUUUGAGGAAAUCCAGAGACGUUUUGAUGCCGAGAGGCCUGUUGAUUGUUCUGUGAUUGUGGUCAACAAGCAGACUAAAGAUUAUGCUGAAUCUGUGGGGCGGAAGGUACGAGACCUAGGCAUGGUAGUGGACUUGAUCUUCCUCAACACAGAGGUGUCCCUGUCACAAGCCUUGGAGGAUGUUAGCAGGGGUGGGUCUCCUUUUGCUAUCGUCAUCACCCAGCAACACCAGAUUCACCGCUCCUGCACAGUCAACAUCAUGUUUGGAACCCCACAAGAGCAUCGCAACAUGCCCCAGGCAGACGCCAUGGUGCUGGUGGCCAGAAAUUAUGAGCGCUACAAGAAUGAGUGUCGGGAGAAGGAACGUGAGGAGAUUGCCAGACAGGCAGCCAAGAUGGCCGAUGAAGCCAUCUUGCAAGAAAGGGAGCGUGGAGGCCCCGAGGAAGGAGUGCGCGGGGGGCACCCCCCGGCCAUCCAAAGCCUCCUCAACCUACUGGCAGAUAAUAGGUACCUCACUGCCGAGGAGACUGACAAGAUUAUCAACUACCUGCGAGAGCGGAAGGAGCGCCUUAUGAGGAGCAGCACCGACUCUCUGCCUGGUGAGCUACGUGGCAGGGCCGAGGCCCGAUUUCCCGCCAACCACUCGGGGCGACCUCGGGUGCCUCGCUGAAGACACAGCCAAGCUCCCAACCGCUCCAGAGCGGCCAAGUGCUCCCCUCUGCUACACCCAGUCCAGCUGCACCCCCCACCUCCCAGCAAGAGCUUCAGGCCAAAAUCCUCAGCCUCUUCAAUAGUGGCACGGUUGUGGCCAAUAGCAGCUCUGCAUCCCCCUCCGUCGUUGCCGGAAACACCCAGAACCAGAAUUUUUCCACAGCAGCGAACAGCCAGCCUCAGCAAAGAUCACAGGCCUCUGGCAAUCAGCCUCCAAACAUUUUGGGACAGGCGGGAUCUGCUCGGAACAUGGGCCCCAGGCCUGGGGCUCCUUCCCAAGGGCUCUUUGGCCAACCUUCCAGUCGCCUAGCACCUGCCAGCAACAUGGCUAGCCAGAGGCCCGUGUCUUCCACGGGUAUCAACUUUGACAAUCCAAGUGUACAGAAGGCUCUGGACACCCUGAUCCAGAGUGGCCCUGCUCUCUCCCACCUGGUUAGCCAAACCGCAGCACAGGUGGGGCGGCCCCAGGCCCCGAUGGGAUCUUACCAGAGGCAUUACUGAGGCUCAGUCUCUCAACUACCCCUCCCCCCCGUCCCCUCA
Messenger RNA from Leptonychotes weddellii (Weddell seal), 3875 nucleotides. Lineage: Eukaryota; Metazoa; Chordata; Mammalia; Carnivora; Phocidae. The record is from RefSeq and is a predicted model, not a curated record.